AUGGCAACUGUUGUCAUGUCUGACUACGUGCAGCCUCAUCGGUUUGCCCCACUUCCAAGUGGGCGCGUCUCGCUUCAAGUGGGUGCAGUCAAGCGUAAACACUUUCAGCUUCGGUUUCGCGCCUCGUCCCCACGGCCUCGUCAGCCCAGUUGGUACCUCGCCGCGGCCAGCCACUUGGCCCACUCGGCCUCGACCGGUCCCUGCCGCGAAGGGGCCCAAUGA
Protopolystoma xenopodis is the source of this 222-nucleotide messenger RNA. The record is from the annotation of a GenBank genome assembly. Lineage: Eukaryota; Metazoa; Platyhelminthes; Monogenea; Polystomatidea; Polystomatidae.